CUGCGCUCCGCCAAACACCAGUUCCUCUUCCUCUGCAUAGCUGGGUACAGAGUCUGCGAAGCGCCAGAGACCACAGAGGAUCCAGGAAGGUGUGGGCCACUGUGGCCCUGCGUCCAGGUUGCUUGAAUGGGGGGUGCCCUAGCAUGGGUGCUGUUGUUGCCGCUGCUGCUGCUGCAGGUUCCAAGUAGCCACGGAUUGUCCUGCAAUGUGUCCUCGGUGGACACGGACUGGACCAGGGAAUUCACAGAAACAUGCUUGAACUUCAGUGGUCAACGCUUGAGCCUGCCCCAGAACAGGUCUCUGCAGGCCACCAACGUGGUUCUCCUUGACCUCUCUGGGAACAACCUUCGAGAGCUCCGGUGGUUGUUCUUUUCUCGCCUGGAGAAGCUGCAGAUCCUGAAUGUGACAGACAACCCCCUGGACCGUGUGGAAUCAGAGCUGGCAGAACGCUGCGACCUUGACCUGAGGGCUGAUUGCCGCUGUGUCCUCAAGUCCUGGCACAAAUUCCGGCAGGACAACUGCUCUGGCCAGCUGCCUCUGCAGUGCCUGGACCGAAGCACUGGUGCCUGGCACAACCUCUCCACCUUCCUGGAGAACAGUAGCUGCGCCUCUGGCCUGGCCCCAACGACCAUUGGGGCACUGGCGGCGGGUGGAAGCCUGCUCCUUGCACUUGUCAUUGCUGGUCCAUUGCUGGCCUGGAGAUUUCGGGCAAGCUGGGUAUCCAGGAGCCGGGAUCUGGGAAAAAUGUCUGCUGCUCACGAUGGUUCCAGGCCCGGCUCAGGCCGGCAGUCAAGGUACAGUAGCCGGAGUCUCAACCCUAAGCAGCCAGCGGCCACCCUGCCCAGCCCCUCGUCUGACUAUGAGAACAUGUUCAUGGGCCAGCCAUCUGCCGGGCCUCAGUGGACCAAACACGGGACUCAGCACCCGUCAGAGGACAGUGACUUCUAUAUGAACUAUGAGGACCUCUGCCAGGUCUCCCAGCCUGUCUACGGCAACCUGCAGUUCCCAGGCCAGGUCCCGCUGGAUGAAGAGGAGUACGUGAUAGCCGGCUGUUGAGCCUGUGACGGCCUCAACUCCAGCCUGCCCCCUUCCGGUGAUUCGGGGCAUUGCAGGUCUCCCCUGGCUUCAGUCUCCCAGUCUGAGGAAUGGGAACAGAGAACUAUCCUUGCAGCCCCCUCCCCAGCCUUCUGCUCUGUUCCUCAGCCCCCUGGACAGCUAGAAGGGGAAGAGGAGAGAGACCCCAAUACAGAUACAGGAGGUUCAAAGUGUGAACUCCGUUGUCACAUUCCGGUUGGUCUGCAGACCGUGCUCAAUAAACACUGUGGGGCUGACAAGACUGCUGGCUCCGAGGGAGAGAGUUCCUUUGGGUGGGGACUUCCUGAGCUCUCAAGAGGAGAUCUCU
Molecule: messenger RNA, 1402 nt
Organism: Rhinolophus ferrumequinum (greater horseshoe bat)
Lineage: Eukaryota; Metazoa; Chordata; Mammalia; Chiroptera; Rhinolophidae
Gene: LRRC25
Product: leucine rich repeat containing 25
Exons: 3
Coding region: 127-1056 (309 amino acids)
Source: RefSeq, a predicted model, not a curated record